This is a messenger RNA of Paramuricea clavata, 336 nucleotides long. The record is from the annotation of a GenBank genome assembly. Lineage: Eukaryota; Metazoa; Cnidaria; Anthozoa; Malacalcyonacea; Plexauridae.
AUGGUAGAUGUACCCUACCAAGCUGCAAGACUUCGGAAAAGAAUUCAAAAGCGAUAUCCACAAAUUGUAUUCCAUAGUUCAAAGACCAUGAAUAAAGGGACUCUUGUCUACGUCGAUAGUAUGUCGGCAGGUGAUGUUGUUGAUGACUUAAUUGAAAUCCAUACUGAAUCCGAUACUGAAGAUGAAGAUAUUGAUGAAGGCGAUGAUGAAUUGAAUGAUGAUAGCGAGUGUAGUAAAGAAGAACGGAUCAACAGUAAUAAACGAACUCUAACUGGAAAUCGGACUCUUCGCUUCAGCAAUUGUUUCAUGCCGCCUUGGAGGUUAGAAAUCUCAUAA